CUGCGAGUCAUUCAGACAACCUGCCAGAGGACAACAGCUUCAACCAACUUUUAAACCUGAACAGACAUCAUGAAUAUGAUUGUCUUCUUUCUUCUGGCCGUGCAAAUGCACAGUGUGCUGUCAGUGAAUUACACUCUGUGGCAUAUCCAACUGGUGGACAUUCGAGAUUUAAAGCUCUACAAGUAUUAUGACGAUGGUGCUCUGAAUGGCCAAGAGAUUUACUCCUACAGCAGCAAGAGCAGAAAAGUAGAACCGGUACAGGACUGGAUGAGAAAGAUCACAGCAGAAGAUCCUCAGUACUGGCAGAGAGAGACCAAGAAGUCUGUUGCUCGUGAGCAGUUCCUCACAAACAGAUUUGAAACUCAUUUGAAGGAUUUCAAUCAAACUGAAGGUUUUCACUUAGCCGUGUGGAGUUCUGCAUGUAACUGGAAUGAUGAGACUGAUGAGGUCACAGGUUGGUAUGAUGAAGACGUGGGAUUUACAGAAAACAUGCCAAUGAGGACAUGGACCGCAGCAAAAGAUCAAGGGAUCACAUCAAACUGAUCUGGGACAAUAACAAAGCUCCCCCGGACACCUUCAAGUUCAACACUGAGGAGUGUCCUUCUUACUUGAAGAUGUUUGUGAGCAUCUUAACGAGAACAGAGCUUCCAAAGGUGUCCCUACUCCAGGAGACACCAUCUUCUCUGGUCAGCUGCAACGCAACAGGUUUCUACCCCGACAAAGCCGUCAUGUUUUGGAGGAAAGACGGCGAGAAGCUGCACGAGGGCGUGGAGCACGGAGAAAUGCUCCAAGACGGAACCUUCCAGAUGUCUGUGGACUUGAACGUGACGGCCGACAUGAAGGGCAAGUACGAAUGUGUGUUUCAGCUGACUGGCGUCAAGGAGGACAUCGUCACCAAGCUGGAGAGCAGAAGCAUCCUGAGCAACGCGAGCGGUGAAGACCUCAAUACAACCAUCUCUGGUAAUAACAGCCAAGCGACCUCACGGCCUACCACCAUCACUAUCAGACCAACAACCAACGGUACUUCUUCCAAUGGCAACCAAACUACUACCUGGCCCAACACAACCAUUGAAGCGACCGCCCGACCCAGUCUCAACACAACCAUUGAAGCGACCGCCCAACCCAGUCUCAACACAACCAUUGAAGCGACCGCCCGACCCAGUCUCAACACAACCAUUGAAGCGACCGCCCGACCCAGUCUCAACACAACCAUUGAAGCGACCGCCCGACCCAGUCUCAACACAACCAUUGAAGCGACCGCCCGACCCAGUCUCAACACAACCAUUGAAGCGACCGCCCGACCCAGUCUCAACACAACCAUUGAAGCGACCGCCCGACCCAGUCUCAACACAACCAUUGAAGCGACCGCCCGACCCAGUCUCAACAACUCGGAACCCACCCCGCCAACUCCUGGUCACAAAAACUUGAGCAUCAAGGUCGCUGUUGUCACGGUGGGGGUCGUUGCUGGGGCGGUCCUCCUGUCGGCCAUCAUCUUUGGGAUUGUCAAGCGUUACAGACGCACUCACAGUAUCUACUGGGACACAAUGACCGUAAGGUUUACUCGGUCUGAGUCUGAGUGAGACACAGCAGCUGGCACACAGAACACAAAGAUGUCUCCAUCGCUGAGGGACAUCGUCUCACAUGGAGAUGAGAUGGAGAUGUUCUUUGUUCUUCAUGAUACAUAUACCUUAUACUCAUAUUUUACUGUUACAUCAUGCAAUUUCUUUCCUGGGUACUUAAAAAAUGGAGAUGAGAUGAGAUGAGAUGGAGAUGAGAUGGAGAUGUUCUUUGUUCAUGAUACAUAUACCUUAUACUCAUAUUUUACUGUUACAUCAUGCAAUGUCUUUUCUGGGUACUUAAAAAAUGGAGAUGAGAUGGAGAUGAGAUGGAGAUGUUCUUUGUUCUUCAUGAUACAUAUACCUUAUACUCAUAUUUUACUGUUACAUCAUGCAAUGUCUUUUCUGGGUACUUAAAAAACCUGUUAUGAUCAUAUCAUGUUUUUUCGUUUCAGAUUGAUUUAGAACCUUUAUUUAACCAGAUAAGAAAACCCAUUGAGAUCAAGAUCUCUUUCACAAGGGUGACCUGGCCAAGAGGUCAACAGCACAUGUCACAGAGCAGUUUCAAAAUAAAUACAUUAAGACAUACAUUUUAAAAUACAUAAGAGAACUGUAAAACAACAGAGAUUUACAAUUUAGGUCCUAAUGUGCAUGUUGCUUUAAAUGCAAACUAAUAGUAGUGGAAUCGCCACUAUUUAUUGAUGAUAAUCACAUAGUGUCACAUUUCUUUCAAUAAAUUAAUUCCUUCAUUCCGGCUCCAGAAGGAGGAAUAGCCAGAAAGUGAUGUUGAGAGAAAAAUACAAGAAGAGAACAAGAUAAAGAUUGAAGUUUUCACAGCACAAACUGAAAGCCAACUAAGAUGAAAACUGAAAUAUAAGUUAAACAUAGUAUAUUUUUUUUAACAGAUAUUACUUUAAAUUAAUUACAAUAUUGAUAUGCCAAAAAAUGGAUUUGUCAAAAUUGAAGUCGAAUGUUCUAUUGGCAAACACACAUUCAAAGCAGUACCAUUCCAGUGUGACCACAGUGUUGUCUCUUGAUUGGUAGUUAAGUCAUUUCAUGGUUUUACCUUCGACCAGUAACCUUUAACAGUUAACGUUUUUUACCCGAGUGUUAAAAAGUGAGAUGUCUGCAUUAUCGUCACAUUUAAGAUGUUUUAUUUUUGGACUGGUAAGCUUUCUUAAAGAGAACUGCACUUUUUUGGGAUUUUGCCUAUCGUUCACAACCCUUAUGAAAGACAUGACAUUCGGGCAGAAGGCGGGGUACACCCUGGACAAGUCGCCACCUCAUCGCAGGGCCAACACAAAUAGACAACAUUCACACUCACAUUCACACACUAGGGACCAUUUAGUGUUGCCAAUCAACCUAUCCUCAGGUGCAUGUCUUUGGAGGUGGGAGGAAGCCGGAGUACCCGGAGGGAACCCACGCAGUCACGGGGCGAACAUGCAAACUCCACACAGAAAGACCCCGAGCCUGGGGAUCGAACCUAGGACCUUCGUAUUGUGAGGCACAUGCACUACCCUGUUCCACCGUGCUGCUCCAUUUACAUUUCGUGACUUGAAAAUUAACCAAAUAUUAGUGACAUUGGUAUUAUAACGCAGACAAACUAUUUAUUGAUCACAAGAUUGUGUGUAAUGUUGACAUGAUCGACUGAUCAGCUGCUUCCUCGUUUUCUUGCUCGUCAAACUUUAUUGUAGAUCAUAAAUCAUGCUUCUCACCUGGAUAAAAUAAGGCUGAGGAUGGUACACUAUUUUAGACCAGGAAAUGGCAAGAACGACACAAAAAGACGCUUGGUUUCCCCCACCUUUUCUUUGGGAAGACUAUGAGUCAUUCUUCUUCUAACUCUAUAAUCUCUCUAAUCUAACUAGCCUCCAUUGUAAGCGGACUUUUGAUCGCAUGUAUUUAAUAUUUAGCAUGCAUAAAAAUACAUCUGUCAUGUCUUUCAUGAUUGCGAAUGAUAGGCAAAAUUCCGGAAAAAAUGUGCAGUUUCCCUUAAAACUUGUAUGAACAAUCUUGAAAUGACAUGUUAAAUGUUAAUGUCUGUACCAUUAUUAAAGAUUUUUUGAUUGCAA
Entelurus aequoreus (snake pipefish) is the source of this 3625-nucleotide messenger RNA. Its product is annotated as major histocompatibility complex class I-related gene protein-like. The coding region runs from base 504 to 1580 and encodes 358 amino acids. The record is from RefSeq and is a predicted model, not a curated record. Gene Ontology annotation, cellular component: external side of plasma membrane. The transcript has 8 exons. Gene Ontology annotation, biological process: immune response. NCBI's taxonomy places the organism in Eukaryota, Metazoa, Chordata, Actinopteri, Syngnathiformes, Syngnathidae.